This is a messenger RNA of Anneissia japonica, 1622 nucleotides long. RefSeq names its product delta(3,5)-Delta(2,4)-dienoyl-CoA isomerase, mitochondrial-like. Lineage: Eukaryota; Metazoa; Echinodermata; Crinoidea; Comatulida; Comatulidae. Gene Ontology annotation, molecular function: delta(3,5)-delta(2,4)-dienoyl-CoA isomerase activity. Gene Ontology annotation, cellular component: mitochondrion. Bases 94 to 1017 code for a protein of 307 amino acids. The record is from RefSeq and is a predicted model, not a curated record. The transcript is spliced from 8 exons.
CUUUGACAUUCACUUAGCCCCACCAUCGAGGGUCGUUUUGGAGAGAGUGGAGAGAGUUCGAGGAGCUUGCUUGAUAGUGCUGACUUUUAGAUCAUGUCUUUGUGUUCACUUUCUGGUAUUUUUCGUGUUCUCAAACAGUCAGCUGUACAACCAGCUUUGAUCAGCAUGACGAGGAAAAUGUCAACCCUAGAAAAUUACAAGUACAAUACAUUGUUGGUUACAAAACCUUCUGAUUUUGUUUACCAAGUUGAACUUAACAGACCAGAGAAAAGAAAUGCAAUGAACAGAAUAUUUUGGAAAGAAUUUAGAGAAUGCUUUGGAGUUUUAGCUACAGAUCCAGAAUGCAGAGUUGUUAUCCUCUCUGGUGCGGGAAAAGCUUUUACUUCAGGUCUGGAUUUAAUGGACCAUGCAGAACUUUUAUCAAGAGAUGAUGAUGUCGAUGUAGGGCGUACAGCUUUUACCGUCAGAAAUUCAGUUAUGGAGAUGCAGAAAACUUUUUUAAAUAUAGAAAAUUGUCCCAAGCCAGUGAUUGCUGCAGUACAUGGGGCUUGCGUUGGGGCUGGUAUUGAUAUGAUAUCAGCAUGUGACAUGAGAUAUUGCACUUCUGAUGCCUGGUUUCAGAUUAAGGAAGUUGAUAUAGGCUUAGCCGCAGAUGUUGGUACUUUACAGUGGAUGCCUAAGAUUGUAGGAAGCCAUAGCUGGGUUAGGGAGCUUGCGUUAACUGCACGCCAGUUCUUUCCUGAAGAGGCCAAAGAAUUUGGAUUUGUAAGUCGAAUAUUUGCUGAAAAGGAAGAGAUGUUGAAGGAGGCUCUGACGGUUGCGGAAACUGUAGCGUCAAAGAGCCCCGUGGCUGUACAAGGGACAAAGAUCAACAUGAACUACUCAAGAGAUAGAACAGUCAAAGAAGGACUUGAUAGCAUGGCUUCAUGGAGUUCAGCAAUGUUGCAGUCAGAGGAUGUCCAGAAAUCAGCAAUAGCAGCACUACAGAAGGAAAAAGCAGUGUUUUCAAAACUUUAGGAUUUCUUGUCUUUAAAUGUUAUAUGCAGGUGAAGAGAACAUGUGGUGAUUGAGGAUAAAUUAUAGGUAAAAACAUGGACCUCCAUGGGAACAGAUUUAAUUUGAUGUUAAACCGCAUUAAUUAUAAUUAUUUUUUUAAAUAGAACAAGUGUUAAUAUAUUAUUGGUGGUUUUGGACUACAGUACUGACAAUUAAAGAACUCUAUAACUUGUUAAAAAAGAAUGUAAUUUAAUAGUGUUUAUUGAAUUUGUCCUACAAAUAUAACUUAAUUUUGUACACCAGGUAUGUGUACAAAUAAUGCUAUCGAAUAUCAACCUUAAUUUGGUUGGGGGGUGCGGCACUUUAGUAAUAUUUCGGUACACAUUAUGCAUUUAAAUGCCUAAAUAAGUACAAUCCAAAAAGAUACAAAUUUGUUUUAGUAGUGUAAUCGGUCAGUUAAGUUUCAUUGACAAGGAAAGGUCCAUUGUUCACAAGUGCCCUCCCGGGAAUAAUACUAACAAUGUGAUAGAAAUUUUAAGAACUGGAUGUGUAAAAGUCUUCAAAUAGUGUCUAUUUUUAAUUCUAUUCAAUGUUGCAAUAAAAUACAAACAUGUGAUGGCAAAACA